AUGGAAGAUGAAGAUUACAAAUAGGUGUAGAACUAUAUCCUAUGUAAAUUUAUUAUUUUUAACAAGAGCGCACAUUAGGGCAAGGAACUUUUGGCAAGGUUAAAUUAGGCUAUCAUACUAUUGCUGAUGAAUUCGUAAUAUUGAAAGUAUAUUUAUAAGGUGGCAAUAAAAAUGCUUGAAAAAAGUAGAAUAGAAAAUCAGUGUGAUUUAGUUAGAGUAUAAAGGGAAAUCUGUAUCCUAAGAAAAGUUAGCCAUCCAAAUGUAAUAAAAUUAUAUGAGGUAAUUCUAUCAUAAUCAAAAACAAGAUCUUAGAAUCUGAGUCAUGCGUCUAUUUAGUAAUGGAAUACGUGAAGGGUGGAGAAUUGUAUGAUUACAUAAUAAAGAAGAAAUAGUAAUCUGAAUCCUAAAUGAAAUUAGCCUACCAGAGAACAUAGCAGUGCGUUACUUCUAAUAGUUAGUCUUUGCAACUGAAUAUUUGCAUUCAUAAAAUAUAAUUCAUAGAGAUUUGAAACCAGAAAAUCUUUUGCUUGAUGAGAAUAGACAACUUAAAAUAGCAGAUUUUGGUCUAAGUUUUUUAUCCUAAACUAAAGGAGAAUAUCUUAAAACAGCUUGUGGAUCUCCUUGUUAUGCUGCACCCGAAAUGCUUGGUAUACAUUUUUAAAUAAUAAGUUGGUAAAACUUAUGAGGGAACUAAAAGUGAUAUUUGGAGUUGUGGAAUAAUUUUAUUUGCCAUGUUAUGUGGCUAUCUACCAUUUGAACAUGAGAACACAAAAUAACUUUAUGAAUUAAUUAAAAAUAGUGAUUUUGAAAAACCAGAACAUUUAUCGAAAAAUGCUCUUGAUCUAAUAACAAAGAUUCUUAUUAAAGAUCCAAAUAAAAGAUACAAUUUUGAUUAAAUUAAAUAACAUCCUUUUUUUUAGUUGCAUACUUCUAUCCCAACUAAGAAUUUAAGUUUGAAUGAUUAAACAAUCAUUUCAAAGAUGGUAGAUAUGGGAUAUUAACAAAAUUAAAUUAUAGUUUAAUUGUAAUCUAAUAAGCAUAACACACUCACCACUAUUUACUAUCUUUUACAAAAAAAAUAUAAUCAACCCCAUAGAAAAAGCUUUUUUUAAAAUAUUCAAAAUAUAGGGAAUCUCAAACUUGACAUUAAUUAAAAAAGAUUUACAAUUGCUAAAUUCUAACCAUCUCAUUAAGGAUCACCUAAUCUAGAAAAAAUUGAGAAAUUAAAAAAAUCUAUAAGAACUAGAUUAGAUAAUUCCCCUUAUUUAUAGACUUAGAUUUCAUAAAAAUUUAAAAAAGUUAAUUUAUCAGUUUAAUCUAAAAGAGUGAGUAUCUAAAUUGAAAAUUAGAGAUAAAAGACUAAUUCUGUUUAAGAAAAACAUUAUGAUUAUCCUAAUAUUAUCACACCAAAUAUUUCUGAUUAAAAAUAAAUUUAAAUUGAUCAAACAAAAUCUAGACUUUAAUCUAGGAAAAAUUCAAAAAAUUAACCACCUUAUAAAGUUAUGUAAAAAAAAGAAAUAGAACAAAUAAUAAAAACAGAUUAUAAUGAAGAAAUUUUUAAUAAUUAGAAAGGUAUUUACGCUUAAGUAAAAUAAAGAAAUAAAACACAGCCAAAUAAAAAUGAUGAAGGGUAAAAAUAUUUUGAAAGAAAUCCAAAAUUGAAUAUCUCUCAUUAAGUAAUAAAUUAUUAAAUUAGAUGGUUGAAAAGACACCUUAAAUUUCCCCUUAUAUAAAUUUGAAUUUAAACAAUCAUCGACACUUGUUCAAAUAGAUUUAUAAUGGAAAUAUGCAUGAUUUUAUGAAGAAAAAAAAUGAGUUUAAAGUCUAAAAAAUUUUAAAUAAUCUGUCGUGA
This is a messenger RNA of Paramecium sonneborni, 1852 nucleotides long. NCBI's taxonomy places the organism in Eukaryota, Ciliophora, Oligohymenophorea, Peniculida, Parameciidae. The record is from the annotation of a GenBank genome assembly.